AUGACUUUAGCUCAAACCGAGUGUUGGUCGGUCCCUCAAAUAACUUCUGUUGAAUCUUUAAAGAAAACAAUACAACUUGAUAAUGUAUCAAAAAAACGUAUUAAAUAUAAUAGAGAAGUUGAACAACUUGGAAUACAUUUAGAAGAAGGAAAUGGAAUUACUUCUUAUAAAAUUCAUGGUAAUGAUUAUGGCGUUAAUAAAAGAAUAACAUUUUCCAAACAGCGUUGUCAGAAGUGGGUUUUUAAAGAAUUUACAAAUCCUGCACGAUCUGAUGGGCUUGCACUUAAACAUUGGAUUAAAGAGUCUCAAUUUAAAAAGAAUGAACCUUAUGUAUUUGCAAAGUUAGAUAAACAUGUAAAUAUUCCUAUAUAUACAGAUAUUGAAUAUAUGAGGCAUCUUCAAGAUCCAAAGUGGACACGCCAGGAAACAGAUCAUCUUUUUGAUCUAUGCAGAAGAUUUGAUCUAAAGUGGUAUGUAAUUCAUGAUAGAUGGGAAAUUUUUAAAAAUGGAGAUGAAAAAAAGAAAACUAAAAGUUUAGUUGAUUUGAAAUCACGAUAUUACACUUCUUUAAAUUGGUUAAAUAGUGCUAGAGAUCUAAAUGUUCCUCCAAUAAGAUAUGACGAUGAGCAUGAAAAAAAAAGGAAAAAACAGUUAGCUUUAUUAAUGAAUCGUACAAAAGAACAAAUAGAAGAAGAAGAAGAGUUAUUAAUGGAGUUAAAAAAAAUUGAAGCUCGAAAACGUGAAAGAGAAAGAAGGGCUCAAGAUUUACAGAAACUUAUAAGGAGUAAUGAAAGUAAUCCUAAUUCUCCAGCAAUUAAUUCAGCUGCUUUAUCACCACUUGCAACUAUACCAAAGAAAAAGAUUCAGACAAAGAAUUCAAUAGCAACUACAAGCAGAACAAUUGCAGUAACUCCAAAAAUUCUACCACAAGUACCUCCUGUUUCAUUUGACUUUCCAUCUAUCAGGUGGCCUGAAUUUAAAGGUGUUGGUGUUCAUGCUAGAUCAGCAGAACAAAAACUACCAUCUAGUAUUGGUACAAAGAAAACAGCUAACAUUGAUAAAAUAUUCCUACAUCUUAAACUUCCAUAUGUUGUUGAUUCACAUGAAGAUUUGGUUAGUGAGUACAAUCAAUUUCGAGAUGAAAUUACACAACUUCAUGAGCUUAAAAGUCUUCUUCUUUCUUCUGAAGCCAGUCUGCAAACAUUAUCCCAACAGUUUGAAAAUGAAGGUUUACCACCAUUAAAUAUUGAAAGUAGAUUCCGCGCCUCAACAGCAAUGGAACUUGGUAUUGAUGAUUAUUACAAUGUACAUGGAAUUCCAAAUGAUAUAAAUGAAGUUACAAAACUAGGGUAUCCAAGUAGUUCAAGAAAGUUAAUGGGAUUACUUGAUGUUGUAGCAGUUACUAGUUCACACGCUAGAAAAAGAAAAUCAACUAUUCCCCAAGGAUUCAUGGCUAAUGAGAUGAAAAGAAUUAACUGUAAUAUGACUUCGAAUGGGGAAUACGCAGUAGCUUAUGCAUCUGGAGACUCUACAGGAGACGGCGAUCAUUCAGUGUCAUCGAAAGUUGACACAACUCUUCCAUUACCAACAUAUCAUGUAAAUACCAGUGCAACAAGGAGUAACGGGACUACGCCGCGGUCUAGGGGCAAUAAUGUCUCUCGUCCACACAGUGAAGAUUCCUCAAGGCCGAAAAAUGUAAAUUCAUGUUUAUUUUGUCUUGGAAGUAUUUGGGAUUCAAUUAUUGAAACUGCUGGAAGAUAUUCAUUACUAAGUAUUGUUCUUUCAAUUAUUGGAAUCUUACUUCUUGUAUCUUGUAUACCUUUUACUAUCAUCAUGUUAACACAAUCAGAUUUCUCUAAGGAUGUUGAGGUUCCUCAGACUGGAAAUGUCUCCGCAAGGUCAAUGAACUUCUAUGAAAGUUUCCUUCCUCCAGCUGUUGGUGUUUGUCCUGAAUAUGGAUUUAACUGUAAUAAUGAUCCAAAUGAAUACAUUGGUAUUAUGCAACGAUGUGAUGGAAUUGUUCAUUGUACGGAUGGAAGUGAUGAAGAAAAUUGUCAUGGAUGUCACUCAGGUUUCUCUUGCCCUUCCAAAUCUGAUCCAAGUGUCGUAAUUUGUUUAAGAGGAAAUAAACUUUGUGAUGGAAUUGAACAUUGUGAUGAUGGAAGUGAUGAAAAACUUUUUUGUAACAGAAGAAAUUGUACAGAGAAUGAAUUUUACUGUGAAUCAAAUGGUUCAUGUAUAAAGAAAGAAUACCAAUGUGAUGGAGAUCCUCAUUGCCCUGGUGAGGAGGAUGAGGCUGAGUGUUCUUCAUGUAACAAUAAUGCUGUUUUAUGUCCAUCAACUAAAAAAUGUUUACCAGCAUGGAAUAUUUGUGAUGGAACUGCUCAAUGUUCAGAUAGAUCUGAUGAAGAAAAUUGUAGUUGUAAUAAAUGUUCAGGAAAUGAUAGAGUUAUGUGUAAAAAGUCUGGUUUCUGCACAACAAAAGACCGUGUCUGUGAUGGUAAUGUUGAUUGUCCUUAUGGUGAAGAUGAGGAAGGUUGUCCAGGAACAUGUUCUAUUGACACAAAAGAUUCAUCCGGGAAAAGUCAUUUAGUUCGUGCUUUGAUGGCUGAUGACUUUAUCAAAUGUAAUGAUGGAAAAGAUUAUAUUAGAAACUAUGCCUGUAGUGGACUUUUAAGACAAUGUGACGGAGUUUGUGACAAUGGUUGUGAUACAGAGCUUGCUUUUACCUGUAAGAAUGGAGCUUGUAUUUCAAGAAGUGACCGCUGUAAUGGAGUAUCAGAUUGUGUUGAUGGAUCAGAUGAAGAUAAUUGUGGAUGUGAUGAGGCUACACAGUAUAAAUGUGCCAGUGACAUGGAUAGCAACUUUAAUAAAUGUAUUGAUAAAAAUCUUCUUUGUGAUGGGGUUAGAGAUUGUCCACAAGGAGAUGAUGAAAAGAAUUGUAAAGAAUGUCGAAAUCCAGAUGCAAUUUAUUGUCCCUCAACAUCUACCUGUUAUCCAAGUAUUGCAAGGUGUGAUGGGAUUUCACAGUGUCCUGAUCAUAGUGAUGAGUUGGAGUGUGGUUGUGAAGAAUGUUCUGUUCACCCAUAUAAUAUGUAUGUUUGUUCAACAUCUAAAAGAUGUUUCCGCAAAGAAAGUGCCUGUACACCUUUUCCUGUCUGUCCAUCACCAUCCGAAAGUGAUAUAAAUUAUUGUCUUAACCUACUAAGUACCAAAUCAUCUAUAUUUGGAGGGAAUUUUUAA
Molecule: messenger RNA, 3243 nt
Organism: Strongyloides ratti
Lineage: Eukaryota; Metazoa; Nematoda; Chromadorea; Rhabditida; Strongyloididae
Product: Low-density lipoprotein (LDL) receptor class A repeat and DNA methyltransferase 1-associated 1 domain-containing protein
Exons: 4
Coding region: 1-3243 (1080 amino acids)
Biological process (GO): chromatin remodeling; DNA repair; negative regulation of transcription by RNA polymerase II
Cellular component (GO): nucleus; NuA4 histone acetyltransferase complex; Swr1 complex
Molecular function (GO): protein binding; transcription corepressor activity
Source: RefSeq, a predicted model, not a curated record